AUGUGCCACUUUCAGGUCUCUCACACUGCUGGUGUGUUCCAUUUUUUGUCAUAGGGUGCUGGCAGAUUAUGGGCCUCCCAUAGCUGCUGCCAGGCCCCUAAUCUGCCAUGGGCCCCUGUACCGCCUCCUCAUGCUGCUGCCAGGUCCAGAGUCUCUCAUGGGGUGCUGGCAGAUUACGGGCCUCCUAUAGCUGCUGCCAGGCCCCUAAUCUGCCAUGGGCCCCUAUACCGCCUCCUCAUGCUGCUGCCAAGUCCAGAGUCUCUCAUGGGUCCCUGUACGGCCUCCCAUUGCUGCUGUCUCCAUCGCCACACUCUGCCAUGUGCCACUUUCAGGUC
Messenger RNA from Staurois parvus, 335 nucleotides. Lineage: Eukaryota; Metazoa; Chordata; Amphibia; Anura; Ranidae. The record is from the annotation of a GenBank genome assembly.